Molecule: messenger RNA, 1545 nt
Organism: Ceraceosorus bombacis
Lineage: Eukaryota; Fungi; Basidiomycota; Exobasidiomycetes; Ceraceosorales; Ceraceosoraceae
Source: the annotation of a GenBank genome assembly
AUGUCUUUCGAACCAUACGUCGAUGGAGGCCACUUGAUCCUCUCUCCAAGUGGCCACUACAUUCCCGCCGAUACGCUGCAAAGGGAAUAUCACGUCGAAGUUUUCCGAUAUGCCUUGAUCGCCAUUUACGCCAUGUACCUCUGGGAGUGGAUCGUGACCUUGCACGAAGAGGUGGCGAGAUGGAAGGAAUUGCUGAAGGGCCAAUUCUUGCCCGUCAACAUCUGCUUGCUGGUCUCCCGCUACUCCACCAUUGCUGCUCUUGUCGCUUCAGCCGUCGUCUUUUUCGGCGACUCUGUGCCGAACUGCCAAGCUGGUCUGAAUCUGGUCUACGUCUUCUUCCAGCCAGGUCAAAUCUGCCACGUCAUCAUCUCAGUGCUCCGAGUCCAUGCGUGAGUCAAAAGGCCAGAGUCAGACGCGAGCGCUUCUCGGCAUGAUUUGCAUCCUUGCUCACGAGCGCCUCGCUUUGCUCACCAUCGCAGCUUGUCUAACGGAUCAAAUCAAAUUUGGCGCCCGCUUUCCGUGCUCGGCUUCGUCACCUGCGUCAUUUGGAUUGCCGCCAUUCCCUUCUUCAAGGCUGGUCCAGUCGAGCCGGCCAUGGCAGUUCACUAUCAGCCCGUCUGCCAGCCUCUUCCAUCACCCGCGUUCCGUGUGAUGGGCUGGGGCGCAGCGGCUGGAUUCGACAUGAUCAUGUACGUCGUGUCAACGAUGCUCAUCUCUUCGCGCCUCCUCAGCGCAUUCAGUCCCAAAGCCAAGCGAUUCAUGCACGAUACCACCACUUUCCUGUUCUUGGUCUCCAUCACUGCCAACUUGUCUUGCUUCUUCACCAUCCUUUUCUACAAGAACCUCAUUCUGGCCAACGUGCCUAUUCCUAUUCAAUUCGUGCUCAACUCAGUCGUCGCCACUCGUAUCGUCUUGCACACGGAUGUUUGGAUGGACAGAGGCAAGACUGGUCUGCUCGUCUUGCCCCGCUCUACCGACAUCAACCACCGAGGCUUGGGCCCCGCAGGCAAGCCGUACUCGGAGAACGAUAUUGCGAUCGCGUUGGGCGGCGCACGCGCUGCACCCCGCGCGAGUCAAGGAUCUGCCGGGUACGUCGAGGGUGGAGGCUUUGAGGCACCGUUCAUCGACAGGCCAUACGACGGUCACAGGAGGGGCAGCAACAGCAAAGUCGAGGGUGCUUUGCGCUUCUUCAAUCGACGCGACGCUUCUCACACUACUUUCCACCACGGUCACCCUCUGACACCGAGGACGGACAGGAGCGCGGAAGAUGCUAGCGUGGAGGUGAUGAAGACGGACGAAGCGGGCGCACCCUCAUUCAUCAUGGAGACCACGCCCACUUUCGUUCCGGCCGACUCGCCCCCGACACGGCACAUUCGUCCCAGUACGGCUACGUCCAGCAUCCGUAACUUUGGUGGCGACGAGCGAGAGCGCCAAACUUCUGGACACUCUUCGCAACCCUCACGAUCCGGCGCGCAGUCAGUUCCGGCGCGCGACAAUGACGGAAGGCUGCGCAUCACGACGGAGAUUCUCACCACGCGAGAAUGA